This is a messenger RNA of Bursaphelenchus okinawaensis, 2557 nucleotides long. The record is from the annotation of a GenBank genome assembly. NCBI's taxonomy places the organism in Eukaryota, Metazoa, Nematoda, Chromadorea, Rhabditida, Aphelenchoididae.
AUGCAGGCUUCGGUUCACAAAUAUUGUACUAAUCCCACAUUCAGGGACAAAAUCGAGCGUCAUAUCGAGAAUAUGAUAGCUGACGACAACUUACCGUCUAAAAAGGCUAUAUACGUAUGUUUUGGGAUUUCUAUGAAUUGUUUGUACCUAAAAUAACUUAAAAUGGUAUUCUGACAAAAAGUUAUACUUAAAAUGAUGUGCUGACAAACAAUUUAUACCUAAUUUUAUGUUGUCAAAAAUGAUACUUAAAAUGAUAUGCUGACAAGAAACAUGAAGUAUAUUGGUAUUAGGACAAACACUUUUUUUUAAUUCCUAGACAUACAAUUUUUUAUAUUACAUCCCAAAAUAAUAUUUUCGAAAAAUGUAGUUAAAAACAGAAUUAAUGUUAAAGACUAUUUGAAAUAAAAAAAAACUAAAAACGCCAUGUUUUAGUACCGCAACAUUGUGUGUCAACUAAUAAAGGACCUGGGUGGUGAAUAUAACUAUGUCCCUCAACGUGAAGUAGCCGAUGGAUUCCUGAAGAAAGCGAAACAAGAUUCAUUGACAAAAGUAAGUUUUUUUUUAUAAAUUUUAAUAGAUUUUGCACGGUGCAGUGGAAAAAAAGAUUGCACUGUGCAGAUUUUGAAAACAGUGGUUUGAAAAGUGCCUGACCUUUUUUUCUUAUGAUGACAUUAUAGGCUUCUGUAGACAUAUUCGGAAUGAAUUUCAACGCAGCAAUAAUGGAAAUGAAGUUUGAGUUACUAAUCCAGGGUUCAAAUAAUAACCGACAGGUCAAAAUACAGUAUCCUAUUGAAGGUAAGGCGGUUUUUAUGGUGAAUAGUAUAGUGAGAGCAUUUCCAAUUAAUGUUGGUAUAGCUACAAUAUUUUUUAUGUGAAUACUCGAGUUAGUAUUGAAAAAAAUUUUGUCGUUUUUUACAUUGAACAUAAUGUACUUUGACUUUUUUCACGUAUCGGUAUUAAAAAAGAACGUAUUUUACCUAUUCUAUUAGGUUUUUCAUAUAAUUCUGUGCUCUCUGCGCCCCCCGAAAAUUUUAGAGGGGCACAUAAUUACUUGAACAACCUAACACUUUGAAAAUUAAAAAAUAGGUAAUAAAGCACUUUUUCAGCUCUACUAGACUUCCAUUACCACUUCAUAGUGGCCAUAAAUGAACAACUUUCCAAACCGAAGCCAGAACCAAUACCGGUCGCAUUCAAGCCCCCGCCGGCACAAAAGAAGCCCCCACCACCGAAGCAGGUACAACAAGAACCACUUUCAUCUGAUGACGACUUUGAUUUCCCAAAUUUCGCAAAUCCAAAUGCUAUUCACGCGUCGGUACAACACAGUGAAAAGAUUGCCACUUUUAGUGAUCACUACUAUAGGAAGCCGAUCCAAGAGCCGGAUUAUUAUGUCAAGGUGGAGAUGUUACAGGUAAGACAUCUUGUAGAAGAGACAGUAUACUAUAAAAUGUCAAAAACUCUUGUUAUGAUGACAUAAUUCCUCAAACUUAUAAAAGUGAUGUUAUUAUUGUCCAAAAUUUAUAAAAAAUAAUGACAAAAUCCCAUUUCCAGUACUACAAGAACCCACUAAUGGCAAAGCACGAGUUCGGCGCCGACCUAGAACAAUGGAAGCAAACCGGCGUCUGUGAUGGCCGAGUACCCGCUAGCCAAAUAGGAAUUGAACUAAAAUACUCAGCCCACACGAACCGAGCGGCCAGAGAAGAAGCGAAGGCAAAGGCCAUCAAAGAGUGGAUCAAGAACGGUCGAAAAGGACCAAAACCGACGGCACGAAUGGAACAACCACGCCAAAACCUAAUGGGAUUAGGCUUGGAUAACUUUGGACAAGAUGAUGGACUAACUCCUGAGAAUAGUGGACUAACUUGUGAGAAUGAUGGACUGAGUAUGAAUUCAGUGAAUAAUGGGCUGAAUAUGAAUUCUGUGAAUAAUGGGUUCAUUCAGAACCAUAUGAAUGCAAUCACGGAUGAUCGACCUUGUAGUAGUAUUGCUGGUAAGGACAACACUCGGAUAUAUAAGGAUAUAUCAUGUUUUUGGCUAAAAUAAUGUUGUGUUUGGCUAGCUUUAGAUUUUAGUAUUACGUGCCAUUAUUUUUGCAUCAUUUUAUAAUGAUUUUUGUGUUAAAAAAGUCUUGUCGUUUUUUAGCGUUGCAGUACAUGUAAUUCCAAGAUUUUUUGGCCCUUCAAUAUAAAAAUAAAAUUAGUAAAAGUUGCCGAAAAGCUCCAAAAAAUGAACUGAAAACUUAUGUAUAACAUCCCCUUUUUCAGACAGUGGAGUAUUCAGUUGGAGUGGCAACUCAACCGGCACCUACAACACUCGCCGUCCUUCAUCAGCAGCCAGCAAUCAACUCUCACACGGACUCAGCACCAUGACUCUGACCGAACCAAAACCGACAGUCGAAUGGGACAGUGACGAUGAGGAAGGCUUUGUCGUUCAACAAAAGCCCAAAGCUAAGCCUAAACCAACCCAAAAGAAGACAGCAGAAGUAGUGAAGCCAGUAGAAAGGCCGGUCAGAGAUGGAUGGCAGGUUUCGAAUCGAAGGCAAGGCAAAAAGGCCUGGUCCUGA